AUGACAGAUCAAGAGUAUGUUCUUUGCACGUGGAAGAAGCGUUUAUGGCCAGCAAAGGUUUUGUGCAAAACUGGAGUUGUUGGGGGAACAUCUGCUGCUAAUGCAAAGGAGACUUCAUUUAAAGUUGAAAUAAUUGGCUUGGAAGAACAGGUUAGUGUGGACCCUGCAGAUGCCUUACCCCUGAAGGAGGAAAAUAUAGAGAACAUCGCCUCGAACUUAGAUCAAAGGAAUAAUUUGAGUGAGGUUGUGGAAGAACUGAAAUAUCGCCGUUCUCUGAAAAUUGCCCUGGAUCUUUUGAAGCAAAAUGUCUCAGCCAGACAAGUAGCAGCUUCAGGAGGACCAAGUAUCCCGUUAUCCCAGGAGGACAACGCCGGGUCUCUCUCUACCCCCUUAUGGAGACAUCGAUCUCUCUUUCACUCUAAAGAAAAGUUGGAGCCUGAGACUGCCAAGAAGAAAAGAGAACAAAAAAAUAACCACAGCUUGCAGACUGAUACAAAAAAACCAAACCAGAAAGGUUCUUUCGUUUUGGAGGAGGGUGUUAAAGCAUGUGGAAGGGAAACAAAACCUUCCAGAUAUAGUGCUGGGGACUUGUGCAAUACAUCAGGCUCAGAUAGUCAGAAUGGCAAAAUACCGCAGUCAAAAUCACUCCCAAGCCAGGAGAAAACCAAGCCCAGACUGUUGCCAAAGUCCAAACCUGGAAAUAAUCUCUCUGUUCAGCCCAAGGAGGAAAAAAGUAACCAGGGAAGAAAAAGACAAAGAGGUGCAGGAUCACCAGUGUCGCCUGGGAACGAGCUCCCCAAGGCUCGAGCGCAGCCCCUUGCUGAGGAGGGGUCUCCUCUGUCUGAGUCUGACACAGCGCUGUCUGUCAGAAGGGCAAACACCAGAAGUCAGCCUAGGAGGACGUUACCAGAUUCCUCUUGUAAAAGUGCCUCAGAUGACUUGGAAAAAUGCAUCAGUAGUGAGAGCAAAAGUCUAGUGAAGCAAUUAGGUGGAAAGAAAAAGCCGGAGAGUUUAAAACAGGUUAAUGGAGAACAAGAGAUCAGCACAACUCUGUCCUCGUGCAGCAAAGGGAAACACAGGAAUUGCUCUGAAUCUUCACCUGGGCCUUCUAACCAGGGGACACUUCCUGACAGCUUCCCCUCUCAGCCUACAGAGGAGGAAAAUAAGGAUGUUUCCCACGUGGUCCUGAAUGAAGUAAAGCAGUUUCAGCUGCCUGACUUUGAGGAAGAUGAAGGACUGGAAUCGCCUGACCUGUCUUCAAAGAUAGCUUCCUUGGAGAGUCUCUCUCGUCUCUCAGCUCUGUUAGAUCAAGAGGAGGAGGAUGAAGAACUUCCCAGUAUUUUAUCACAUCAAGAACCACAAUCAAUUGAAGAAGGGAUUUUGGUCUGGUGCAAAUUGCGAAGGUAUCCUUACUGGCCAGCAGUGGUAAAAAGGGUGAAGCGGAAAUGCAGGAAGGCCUGUGUGCUGUUCAUAGAAGGGAACACAAAUGACAAGAAAAAAGGUUUCUCAGUACCUCUUAAGAAUCUGAAGCACUUCGAUUGUGAGGAAAAGCAGGACCUCAUAGAACGAGCCAAAGAAAAUUACCGGCAGGAAAUUGAGUGGUGUGUCCGAUUGAUUUCUGACUAUCGGAUUAGAGUGGGUUGCCAUUCUUUUACGGGAUCCUUCUUGGAAUAUUUUGCUGCUGAUAUCAGCUACCCGGUUAGAAAGGAAGGUUAUCACAGUUUGGUCCAAAUGACCUUUCCAAACGCAGCAGAGGAAGAUGAUGUUGAAGAGUCUCCAUCAGAAACUUCACCUCAGAAGCCUGCCAAGAAACUUCUUCCUGAUAGAACAAGAGCUGCUAGAGACAAAGCAAAUAAAAAGAUAGUGGAGUUUAUAGUGAAGACUAAGGGGGCUGAAGAGCAUCUUUUGUCUAUUUUGAAAAGCAGAAAACCAUCCCGGUGGCUGAAGGAAUUCCUGAAUUCAAGUCAGUACAUGACCUGCGUUGAAACGUAUUUAGAGGAUGAAGAACAAAUAGACCUGGUAGUGAACUACUUGAAGGAAGUGUAUCAUGAAAUAGACACUGAAAAUCUGUAUCACGUAGAGAGAGACAGAAUAAAAUUUAUUUCCGAUGUCCUUUUGCCUGAAGCCAUCAUUUAUGCGAUUUCUGUUGUGGAUGACAUAGAUUACAAGAAGGCAGAAGAGAAAUACAUCAAAGGACCAGCUGUGAGCAAAAGGGAGAGAGAAAUGUUUGAUGAAGAAAUUAUAGAAAGAAAAAAGUGGAAGAGCAAACAAGCAUCUGCAGGCAGCGUCUGA
Molecule: messenger RNA, 2292 nt
Organism: Antrostomus carolinensis (chuck-will's-widow)
Lineage: Eukaryota; Metazoa; Chordata; Aves; Caprimulgiformes; Caprimulgidae
Gene: PWWP3A
Product: PWWP domain containing 3A, DNA repair factor
Exons: 13
Coding region: 1-2292 (763 amino acids)
Source: RefSeq, a predicted model, not a curated record